Messenger RNA from Eutrema salsugineum, 2774 nucleotides. RefSeq names its product serine/threonine-protein phosphatase 6 regulatory subunit 3. NCBI's taxonomy places the organism in Eukaryota, Viridiplantae, Streptophyta, Magnoliopsida, Brassicales, Brassicaceae. The record is from RefSeq and is a predicted model, not a curated record. Bases 512 to 2533 code for a protein of 673 amino acids. The transcript is spliced from 19 exons. Gene Ontology annotation, molecular function: protein phosphatase regulator activity; protein phosphatase binding.
CCCAUUCUCUCUUUCUCUCUUCUCUGGAUCUCCAAAAUCACCAUUGACUGAUCGAUUUUCGCAGCUCCCACCCAAAAUCGCCACUCUUCCAUCGCCAGUAUCUUGAUUCCGCUUGCUUAGGGCUCUGAAAUCUUUGGAGGAUCUACCCACACUUUCCCUCCUUCCUCACCUCUCCAUUUUCGCCACCAUGUUCUGGAAGCUUGCGUCUCUCUCGGCAUCGUCUCCUGUGAGUUUUUAAGAGGUGGAGUCGAUACUAGACAAAGAGCAUUUCACGUUGGAAGAGCUUCUUGACGAGGAAGAGAUUAUCCAAGAAUGCAAAGCUUUGAAUAGCCGACUCAUAAAUUUUCUGAGGGAUAAAGCUCAAGUGGAGCAACUGUUGCGGUAUGUUGUUGAAGAACCUCAGGACGAUGCUGAUAGCAAACGUGCUUUCAAGUUUCCAUUCAUCUCUUGCGAGAUUUUCACAUGUGAAAUUGAUGUUAUUCUUAAGACUUUGGUGGAGGAUGAGAAGCUGAUGGAUUUGCUAUUCGCCUUCUUAGAACCGAAUCGUCCUCAUAGUGCGUUGCUGGCAGGCUAUUUCGGCAAGGUUGUCAUAUGUCUUAUGGUCAGAAAGACUGCAGCACUUAUGAACUAUAUAAAAGGGCAUGAAAAUUUUUUUAGCCAAUUGGUUGAUCUAAUUGGAAUUACAUCCAUUAUGGAGGUUUUGGUUCGCUUGGUUGGGGCUGACGAUCAUGUCUAUCCCAACUUUCUGGAUGUGAUGCAAUACUUGGCUGAUAGCGAUUUACUUGAAAUGAUUGUGGACAAGCUAAAUCCAUCUAGUCCUCCUGAGGUUCAGGCAAAUGCAGCAGAAACAUUAUGUGCAAUCACUCGAAAUGCGCCUUCAGCUUUAGCUACAAAACUCUCUAGCCAUGGCUUUGUUUCUAGGAUAUUUGGUCAUGCUAUAGAAGAUUCACAUUCAAAAUCUGGCCUAGUUCAUUCACUUACUGUAUGCAUCUCUCUGUUAGAUCCGAGGAGAUCUGCUGUGUCAUCGCCUUUCUUCAAUUCUUAUAGAGGUCAACAUAUGUUUGAGUCUCCUAUACCAGUUACCCAGGAGACUAUUGGUGCUAUGCUACCUAAACUUGGUGACAUGCUUAUGCUUCUCAGUGUAGCGUCUGACAGCAAAGUUUUACCAACAUCGUAUGGAGAGCUGAGGCCGCCUCUUGGAAAGCAUCGUCUGAAGAUCGUAGAAUUCUUUGCAGUUCUGUUGAAAUCUGGAAAUGAAGCUGCUGGUAAAGAAUUAGCGAGCUCUGGAACAAUUAAAAGGAUCCUUGAACUAUUUUUCGAGUACCCAUACAAUAACGCUCUGCAUCACCAAGUGGAGAGUAUAAUACUUUCUUGUUUGGAAAAUAAGAGCGAAACAAUGGUUAACCAUAUCCUUCAAGAAUGCAAUCUGAUUUCCAAAAUUCUUUCAUCAGACAAAGACUCGGUUCUUUCCGGUGAUAACCUGCCUACCGUGGUUGCCACUGGGAAAAAACCACCACGGGUUGGAUAUGUUGGACAUAUCACAAGACUGUUGAAUAAACUUGUCCAGCUGAGUGAUAGCAAUGGCCUGAUAAAGGCAUCUCUUCAGGAAAACAGUGAAUGGAAGGAGUGGCAAAGUAGUGUUCUGCAGGAGCGCAACACUGUUGAGAAUGUGUACAGAUGGGCAUGCGGGCGCCCAACUACAGUACAAGAUAGAACAAGGGAUAGCGACGAGGAAGACAGGGAUUACGAUGUUGCAGCUCUGGCCAAUAAUUUGAGCCAAGCAUUUAACUAUAGAAUCUAUGGAAACGACGAUAAUGAAGAGGACCAAAAUACUCUUGACAGAGACGAUAGUGAUGCUUACUUCGACGAUGAAUCUGCUGAGGUAGUGAUUUCAUCCUUGAGACUUGGUGAUGACCAAGGAAGUUUGCUCACAAACUCGAACUGGUUCUCAUUCCAAGACGAGAGAUUCAGCGACGCGACCUCAGACACAACGAUCGAAGACGUGAACAUGAACGGAAACUCAAGUGCCAACAAUAGCAGCAGCAGUGACGAUGAAGUUCUGGUCGGAGAAGAAGACGAUGACUUAACCGACGAGAAACCGAAUAUCUCUGCCGAAACUUUAUCAACAUCAGACUCAACAACCAUCAACGCAUCAGAGAAGAACAACGAUGAACCAUCUGAAAUGGAAGUCACUAGCUCCGGUCUAAACCCAUUGAUCAUCGACGUACCAAUGGUCGAUGUCAAAACCGAACCGGUGAUUCCAAACGGUUCUCCGGGUCAGAAAUCGCCUCCGGCGGUGAGAGCGUUGUUCGAAGAGGAUGUGGAGUUUGUUGGAGUGGAACCACAAGGGACAGAGAAAGCAAUGGAGCAAGCUUUGAAAGAAGGAAUCGUCGGUGAAGCUGGACCAUUGAAGCGGAGUAUCGUUCAUAAAGUUGCGGAAAACGAAAACCAGGAGAAGGAGAAUUCGGGAGUGGAAGAGUUUAACGAUUCGAAUUAUUGGAGGGUUGAUCAAGAAGUUACGGUUCUUGAGUAAAAUAUAUAAAGGUAUACAAUAAAAACAACAAUACAAAGAGAGAGCCUGAAGAAAGAAAGUCUGUUUUUUUUUUUUUAUAGAGUUUUUGAUGAUGCUCUGUUUCUGUUUUUUUGUUUGUCUAAUUAUUAUAAAUUUUAAAAUGUCUCAAACUUACUCGUUUGGCUAUUAUACUACUCUCUCCGUUUCACAAAAAGUGUUAUUCUGACAUUUUUUUUGUUUCAAAAAGAAUGUCGUUUUAAAA